AUGACUCUCGCCGGCCACGCCAACUAUCGCUUCCGUAUCUUGAAGGACAUCCUUCAAGCACUAGUUGUACCCCCCGUGCUUGUGUCAUUGUGUUGUAGGACGUUAAACCUUCGGUUUGGAUGGUGGUCGAUACCUGCCCAUCUCCUGGCCAUCCCGCUCGCGGUAUUUAUCAGGGUGCAAUAUUCUGAUUUUGUUCAAGCACGGGAAGCACGGCAGCUUGGUGCUAGACCAAUUCCCAGAGUUGUCGGGAAAUGGCCAGGGAACAUUGACGUGAUGCUCAAACUCAAGAAAGGGCUCGCCUCUCAGUACAUCUGCGAGCCGUUCCUUGAUCUGUUCGAAGAGUAUCAGUGCACAACCCUCAACACUCGCUUUCUUUGGGUUGACAAUAUCAUUACCAUGGAUCAAGAACAUUCCAAAUGCGUGCUAGCAACAGGAUUUGGUCAUUUUUGGAGAGGCACUGCACAACGAGAGCGAUUAGAAAACUUUCUAGGCGAUGGAAUAUUCAACCGGGAUGACGAGAAAUGGAAAUAUCACCGUUCACUCGCACGACCCUUUUUCACCCGCAAUCGCAUAUCUGAUUUCGAGUUAUUUGAAAAAUACACGGACCGCACGAUGACUGUAUUAUCAAAUCUUGCCUCACGCAACGAGCCCUGUAAUGUCCAAGACCUUUUUGCUAGGUUCACCAUCGACGCUGCCUCGGACUUUCUUUUUGGGCAUAACUUGGAUACCUUGUCCAAGAAGCUUCCUGUUUCUACUUCAGGCUUCCAGAGUGAUAGAGGAGCUACUACAGAUGACUCGUGGGGAACAUUUGCUCAAGCUUUUGAAGCAGUCCAACGCAUAAUCACCAUGAGAGGUCGUACUGGUUUCAUUUGGCCCAUUUUUGAGCUUUUCGAUGACAAAACUGCCCCGCACGUGGAUGUCAUCAAACGAUGGCUAGAUCCAUUAGUAAAACAAACGUUGGAUCGUAAAGCGUUAGCCCACAAAAGUGGUAUACGGAGUACCAUGGAAGAGAGGACUUUCUUAGAACACCUAGCUGAUAGUACCGAAGACGCUGGAAUGAUUCGUGAUCAGUUACUCAAUGUCCUAUUGGCUGCUAGAGACACUACUGCGUGCCUUUUAACCUACGUGACAUAUUUCAUGGCGUUAUAUCCGAGCAUCGCAGCCAAGAUGCGGCGAGAGGUACUCGACGUGUGUGGCAACAAUCCUCCUACCCACGAAGGGAUUCGUAAACUCAAAUAUGUCAAAGCGGUUCUUGACGAAACUCUCCGCCUGUACCCACCCGUUCCAUUGAAUUCGCGACAGACCAGACCUCAGCCUUGCACGCUCCCUCCGCCAGAUCGUACUUAUCUCACCGAAUCUCGGCAACCGUUAUACUUACCGAAGUCUACGACAAUCUGGUACUCGUCACUGUUGACGCAGCGCAACAAAGAACUUUGGGGGCCUGAUGCAGACGAGUUUGAUCCUGAGCGAUGGAUCGAUCCUCAGAGAUUGGCCCGAUUCACAUCGAAUCCGAUGAUGUUCACUCCAUUUAGCGCAGGACCACGCAUUUGCAUUGGUCAGAACUAUGCAUACAAUGAGGCAUCAUUCUUCCUUGUGCGACUGCUUCAGCGGUUCGACACUUUUACACUCGCAACGGAUGCACAACCCCCUUCCUCCUUGCCACCUGCGGAGUGGAAGUUAGGUCGCGGCAGACAAAGGGUGGAGAUGAUUUAUCCCGACGCUACGAUGACGCUUUUCAUCAAAGGUGGCUUAUGGAUAAGAAUGAAGAACGCGCACCCGCACUGAUGUAAUCACUAUUUGCUGGCAAAUGCACUUAUAGGGCUCUUUUAAGGGGAUGUUCACUUAUAUUGUCAUCAUUGCAUAUCUCAUACCCACUGGAUCAUUUGUACUGGUAUAUGGACCAUAGAUAAUCUAGACAUAUCUGGCGUCGGCGGCGCCUCCCCGUGUUCCCAUCACGUUUCAGGACAGUUUCAGGAUGUAGAUUCCCAUUAAGAAUGGACGAUAAGCUUUACCUUAGUCUACCGUGUACCUGGGACAAGUACAUCCAUAAUUUCCAUCAGAACAUACGGGGACACGUGUAUAGAUGAGGAUGACCCGGCCCAUCACCCACCAUGAUGGUACAACGUUCGGACAUAUACGAAU
Molecule: messenger RNA, 2142 nt
Organism: Suillus plorans
Lineage: Eukaryota; Fungi; Basidiomycota; Agaricomycetes; Boletales; Suillaceae
Product: cytochrome P450 monooxygenase CYP63
Exons: 10
Coding region: 1-1785 (594 amino acids)
Molecular function (GO): monooxygenase activity; heme binding; iron ion binding
Source: RefSeq, a predicted model, not a curated record